This is a messenger RNA of Melanotaenia boesemani (Boeseman's rainbowfish), 3285 nucleotides long. RefSeq names its product solute carrier family 5 member 7a (gene slc5a7a). The transcript has 9 exons. The record is from RefSeq and is a predicted model, not a curated record. NCBI's taxonomy places the organism in Eukaryota, Metazoa, Chordata, Actinopteri, Atheriniformes, Melanotaeniidae. Gene Ontology annotation, biological process: transmembrane transport; acetylcholine biosynthetic process; choline transport. Gene Ontology annotation, cellular component: plasma membrane; axon; dendrite. Gene Ontology annotation, molecular function: choline:sodium symporter activity. Bases 324 to 2114 code for a protein of 596 amino acids.
AAUAAUCUCCACCCUCCUCCACUCAGUUCAGCUGAUACAUUGUGACGUGUUUCUAUACAAGGUGCUCAUUAAAAGGGACGUUGGGUCUCUGACGCGUGUCUCAGUUCUCUGACGGCAACUGCCCCCUUAAAAGCUUCAGUAAGUCACCCGAGAGACCCCCACCAACGUUUCACUGUUCCUGACGGUGCAAAAAGAAAGAGGAUAUUUAUAAAGCUACCUGUAACUGUUAUGCUCACUGUUUUUCUCAGGUGCCACAGCACAUGACUUUAGACAUAUUUGAGGUCUUCGUGCCUUCCAGUUCCUAGCAGAAGACCGUUGUGACAAUGACCAUCCAUGUAGAGGGACUUGUGGCUAUCGCGGUUUUCUAUCUGCUGAUCCUGUUUGUCGGUAUCUGGGCGGCAUGGAAGAACAAGCACUCCGGGGAGGCGGAGGGCACCGACCGCAGCGAAACCAUCAUGGUCGGAGGGAGAGACAUUGGAUUAUUUGUUGGUGGUUUCACUAUGACAGCUACUUGGGUUGGAGGAGGAUACAUCAAUGGCACAGCUGAAUAUGUGUAUCUUCCAGACUAUGGCUUGGCUUGGGCACAAGCUCCCUUUGGAUAUGCACUCAGUCUGGUUGUGGGUGGUCUAUUUUUUGCUAAGCCCAUGCGCUCAAGGGGUUACGUCACCAUGUUGGAUCCAUUCCAGCAGCUGUAUGGAAAACGUAUGGGUGGCCUUCUCUUCAUACCCGCCCUCAUGGGUGAGAUUUUCUGGUCUGCAGCCAUCUUAUCUGCCCUUGGUGCUACUCUCAGUGUCAUAGUGGACAUCAACAUCAACAUGUCAGUGGUUAUCUCUGCACUCAUUGCAAUCUUUUACACCCUGGUUGGAGGACUGUACUCUGUGGCCUACACUGAUGUGGUGCAGCUGUUUUGUAUCUUUGUUGGCCUGUGGAUCAGUGUCCCCUUCGCUUUGACCAACCCUGCAGUAUCAGACAUCACUGUUACUGCAGUGAAGAAGGUUUACCAGUCACCAUGGAGAGGCAGCGUCACCAAAAGUGAUACCUGGAUUUGGGUGGACAACUUCUGCCUCCUGAUGCUGGGAGGAAUACCUUGGCAAGUGUAUUUCCAGAGAGUCCUAUCUGCCUCCUCUGCCACCUAUGCACAGGUCCUCUCCUUCCUGGCUGCUUUUGGGUGCCUCGUCAUGGCUGUGCCCUCCGUUCUCAUUGGGGCCAUAGGGGCCUCCACAGACUGGAACCAGACAACUUAUGGUCCCAUUCCCCCUAAAGAGAAGGAUGAAGCCGACAUGAUUCUUCCGAUCGUGCUCCAACACCUUUGCCCUCCAUUUGUUUCCUUUUUCGGUUUGGGCGCAGUAUCUGCUGCUGUCAUGUCAUCUGCAGACUCCUCCAUCCUUUCAGCAAGCUCCAUGUUUGCGAGGAACAUCUACCAGCUGGCUUUCAGACAGUCUGCAUCUGACCGUGAAAUCGUGUGGGUAAUGCGAAUUACAAUUUUUGUUUUUGGCGGUCUUGCCACCUUGAUGGCGCUGGUAACUGGCACUGUUUACGGCCUCUGGUACCUGAGCUCAGAUCUGGUUUACGUCAUCAUCUUCCCUCAGCUGCUCAGUGUGCUCUUUGUCAAAGGUACCAACACAUACGGCUCAGUGGCUGCGUAUCUUUUUGGUAUGGUGCUGCGUAUAGGUGGAGGUGAACCCUACCUGAAGCUGCCUCCAUUCAUUUACUACCCUGGCUGGACCAUUGAAAUGCAAAAGCAUCACACUACUGGGAAAAUGGAGGAAGUUGUCAGACAGAAGUUCCCCUUUAAGACCGUCUCUAUGCUGGCUUCCUUUGUGGCUAACUUUGUUUUCUCACACCUGGCAAAGUAUCUGUUCGAGAGUGGUAAGAUUUCCCACAAAUAUGACUUUCUCGACGCAGUUGUGUCCAGGCACAGUGGCGAGAUAAUGGACAAGACUACUCUUGUAACCCGUGGCAACAACAUUGGGCUUUCGGAGAUGGCGCCAGUCAAACCGCGACUGAGCGUGACCUUGGCGGCCGCCUUCACACGCCGUGACACACUGCCGACAGAAACAGUGGAGGAGGAAGAGGAGGAGUCUAGCCCUGACUCCAACCAGGAUGAGGAAUAACAAAUCUAGGAUCCAAUUAAAAAACAAACAAAGACUGAGAACCAGACUGAACUUCCUGGAAGUCAAGACAGAUCAAGCAAAGACCUUCCUUUGGGACUACAAAGAACUUAAACAUCCCCCCUGACUGGAUAUACAUGAGAUGUCAGGAUAUAUAGCGUAGCAGCUUUCUAAUUAUCCAAACAUGAUGCUGUCUUUCUGUGAAGUAAAGCAACACACACACAUACACUCAUAGUAUUUAUAGAGUUCAUUUUACUGCAAAUUCACUCUUUUUUAAAACUGUAGGUGAAGUCAGAUCAAAUCACCUGUUUAUCACUAAUGAAAAAGACAAGUUCUAAUAAAAUGUAAUAUUUAUACAGGGAUUAAAAUAUAAAAAAGAAAUUAGAUGUUCUUUGUAAGAAGUGACUGACAGCACAACCACUGCUCUGAAGAAAGGAACCAAUAAGGCAAAAAAGCAAUAACACAUAUCCACACGUGCAGUAGUUACUGCAGUAUGAUAAUCUAAUUAUGAAACAGGAAAAUAUUCUAGAGCAGCAAAGGGAAAAUAUGGGCAAAGCAUAUUUUACAGCUUUAAUGUGGUAUAUGUCAUUCCAGUAGAGCUGAAAAAAAGAGUUUUUAAUUUCAUAAUUCAGUCCCGUUAAAUGGACAUGCAGUCAUGUUUCUUGCAUUUAGUUUUUAUCAUAAUUAACAUACAUUAAAUGACUGAAUCCUGAAGGAUACAGUCUACGUGCCAUGCUGAGUAGAAACUAUAGAAGCUGUUGUGAUGGUAGUCGACUUGAAGCAGUAGCUAAUAAUCUAUUUCAUGUCAGGUGUAGAUGCAGUUUUAAGCAUAAGAAUCAGUGUUAGUGUUAUAAAAGACCUUGUAUUAAACUGCCUUAAUGAUGCUCAUAACAAGAAAUAUUUUAUUUUCACCGUUCUGACCGGAUUCCAGUCAGACUGCAGAGAAAAGACUUGAAUAUGAAUGUAUCCUCAAAAGAAGAUGUUAUUGUAUCAAAUAAUGUACAUCUACUGCUAGAUUUUUUUUCCAUUAAAUUUAAUGUUUUGCAAAGGCUUUCUGUUGCAGAAUGAUGUGGCAACAGGUUGUGACUUAGAUUCUGUCAGUUAUUUAUUGUCAGCAUCGGUGAGCAGAUUAUUUUCUGUGUGAUGUGUACAUUUCUAUACAUAUGACAAAAAA